Molecule: messenger RNA, 571 nt
Organism: Prunus avium (sweet cherry)
Lineage: Eukaryota; Viridiplantae; Streptophyta; Magnoliopsida; Rosales; Rosaceae
Source: RefSeq, a predicted model, not a curated record
UCCAGAGAGCCUGAUGAAAUCAAUGAUUGACGCGUCUCAUAGAUUUUUUGAUCUGCCGGAGGAGGAGAAGAAGGAGUUCCAAACAAGGAACCUGUUGGACCCAAUCAAGUGCGGCACCAGCUUCAACGCCGACAUUGAAAAAGUUCAUCUCUGGAGGGAUUUCCUCAAGGUCAUAGCCCACCCUGAGUUCAACUCACUCUACAAACCUGCUGGAUACAGCGAGGUUUCACUGGAGUUCAGCAAACGAACCCGAGAAGUAGCCACAGAAAUAUUGAAGGGAAUAUCAGAGAGCUUAGGGUUGGAGGCGGACUACAUAACAAAGGCCAUGAACUGGGACCGUGGCUUACAAAUUCUGGCCGGGAAUUACUACCCGGCGUGCCCACAGCCCGAUAAAGCAAUCGGUCUACCUCCUCAUACUGAUCAUGGACUGGUGACCCUCCUCAUUCAGAAUGAGAUGGGUGGCCUUGAAGUCAAGCACAAAGACCAAUGGGUGUUGGUGAAUUCUCAUUCAAUGCACGUCUGGCGACCGGUCGCAAGUUCCUGGCGACCGGUCGCAUUGCAAUCUGUCUGA